Molecule: messenger RNA, 3732 nt
Organism: Entamoeba nuttalli P19
Lineage: Eukaryota; Evosea; Mastigamoebida; Endamoebidae
Product: chromodomain-helicase-DNA-binding protein, putative
Exons: 1
Coding region: 1-3732 (1243 amino acids)
Biological process (GO): regulation of transcription by RNA polymerase II; nucleosome organization
Cellular component (GO): nucleus; chromatin
Molecular function (GO): ATP binding; chromatin binding; histone binding
Source: RefSeq, a predicted model, not a curated record
AUGAGUGAAGAUGAAAAAAAGGAAGAAAUAGAGAGUAGUGAUGAAAGUAUAUCUGUUGAUAUGGAUGAAGAAAGUGGAGAUAAUGAUGAAGAUGAUGUAAACGUUCAAGAAACAAUCUCCACAAAAAAAGAAAAAAGUUUAAAAACUCAAGAAGAAUUAGGUAUUGGUAAUCCAGUAAUUCGUCAUUUAAGAGAAAGAGACCAAACAAAAACAAGAGUUCCAGUAGAGGCAGACGAUGGAAGUAUGAGUGAAGAAUAUGUAGAAGAAAAACAAGAUAGUGAAAGUGAAGAGUUAGAAAAAGAAGAAAGUGAAAAAGAAGAAGAAAGUGAAAAAGAAGAAGAAUUAAUAUUAGAAAGACCAAAAACUAGACUAAGAGAAAGAAAAAAUAUUGAGAUGAUUGAUUUUGAUAGAGAAUUUGAAGGUAGUUUCAAAGUAUCAAAGAAGAAAAAAAUUACUACACCAGUAAAGGCAUAUAGUCCGAUAUCAUAUUUAAGAGAUACUAUUGACAAAGUUUUAGAUUACAGAAACAAAAAUGGGAAAGAAAUUGGAUUUGAAGAGAUACUUAAUUUUGAUUUUGAAAAUAAUGCAGAAUUUGAAAUUAAAUGGAUGAAUUUUUCAUAUAGACAUAACACGUGGAUUAAUUUUGAAGAGAGUAUUGAAAUGAAAGGAGUUCUUAAAGUAAAGAAUUUUAUAAAAAAUCUUAAGAAACAAGCAGAACUUUAUAUUGGAGCACCAAAAGAGGAUAUUGAAGCAAUUAAUGUAGAGAUGGAGAGUCAAAAAGAAGUUAUUGAAGGAUAUAAAAAUGUCGAACGUAUUAUUGAUGAACAAGAAGGACCAGACAAACAACUUAUGUAUUUUGUGAAAUGGGUUGGACUACAAUAUGGUGAAUGUUCAUGGGAAAAAGAAAGUGAUUUAAGAGAAGAAAAUGACUUAAAAGAAAUAGAAAAGUAUCACAAAAGAAUUAAAGAAUGGGAAGAAAAAAAAAGAAGUACACCUCUACCAAGAAAAUUUAUCAAAUUUGUAGAAGGACCAGAAGUAAAAAAUAAAUUAAGAGAUUAUCAAAUAGAAGGAGUAAAUUGGAUAACAUACGCUUUUUCUCAAAACACUAACGUCAUUUUAGCAGAUGAAAUGGGAUUAGGUAAAACAGUACAAACCAUUACUUUUAUAAAACAUUUAUAUGAUAAUUAUAACAUUAUUGGACCAUUUCUUGUUAUUGUUCCAUUAUCAACAAUUAGUAAUUGGAGUAAAGAAUUUAAUAAAUGGGCACCUAAACUUAAUUGUGUUGUUUAUACUGGGGAUGGUGAAAGUAGAGCAAUUAUUAGAAAAACAGAAAUGUUUGGAAAUAAAAAAGGAACAAUUAAAUUUAAUGUUCUAUUAACAUCAUUUGAAUUAGUUAUAAAAGACCAAGAUGUCUUUAAUCAAUUUCAUUGGAAAUAUACUGUUGUUGAUGAAGCACAUCGUUUAAAAAAUAAUGAAGGACAAUUAUAUGAAGUAUUAAUGAGAACUACAACCGAAAAUAAAUUAUUAAUAACAGGAACACCACUUCAAAAUACCUUAAAAGAAUUAUGGAGUUUAUUACAUUUUCUUCAUCCAAAGAAAUUUAUAAGUUUUGAAGAAUUUGAAAAAACAUACUCCGUUGAAGGAACAGAAGAAAUAAAUAAAAUUCAUAAUGAAUUAAAACCAUAUUUAUUAAGAAGAAUGAAAAAAGAUGUAGAAAAAUCAUUACCACCAAAGAAAGAAAGAAUAUUAAGAGUUGAAUUAAGUCCAAUACAAAAACAAUAUUAUAGAUGGAUUAUUACAAAAAAUAGUGAUGCAUUAAAGAAAGCAGUACAACAACAAAAAACAUCAUUAAUGAAUAUUUGUAUGGAAUUAAAAAAAUUAUGUAAUCAUCCAAUUUUAAUUAAUGAAUUAAUGAAUUCAGAAAAUGAAGAAAAUCUUAUUCAGUCAUGUGGUAAAAUGAUUUUAUUAGAUAAGUUAUUAGUAAAAUUAAAAGAAACUGGACAUAGAGUUUUAAUAUUUUCUCAAAUGGUUAGAAUGCUUGAUGUAUUAUCUAAUUAUUUACAUUUUAGAGGAUUUAAUUAUCAAAGACUAGAUGGGGCUAUGGGAAGAGAAGCUAGACAAAGAGCUAUGGAUCAUUUUAACGCAAAAGAUUCUACAGAUUUUGUAUUUUUAUUAUCUACAAGAGCAGGGGGACUUGGAAUUAAUUUAACAACAGCAGAUACAGUUAUUAUCUAUGACUCUGAUUGGAAUCCACAAAAUGAUUUACAAGCACAAGCAAGAUGUCAUAGAAUUGGUCAAGAAAAAACGGUUAAUAUUUAUAGAUUAGCAACUGAAGGAACUAUUGAAGAAAAGAUAUUACUAAGUGCAAAGAAAAAAUUAGUAUUAGACCAUUUAAUUAUUCAAACUAUGGAAAAAAAAGGAAAAAAAAAUGGAAAUGAAUUAUUUGAUAAAUCAGAAUUACAAAAAAUUCUUCAAUUUGGUGCACAAGAUAUCUUUAAUAAAGAUAAUGGUGAAAGAAAAGAAGUUAAUAUAGAUGAAAUUUUAGAACGUGCUGAUGUUGAAGAAGGAAAAGAAGAAAGUAGUGGAGUAAAUGAUUUAUUAGGUGCAUUUAAUGUAGAAAAUUUUGCUAUUAGUGGAGGAAAUAAUGUUAAUGAAUUUUGGAAUUCAGUUAUUACUCAACAAGAUAAAGAAGAAGCAAGAAAAUUAGAUGAACAAAUACUUGGUGUUAUUAGUAAACCUAAAGAAGAAAAAGAGAAAAUUGAGAGAAAGAAACGUAAAAUUAUUGAAGAGAUAGAUGAAAAAAUAGUAAGAGGAGUACUUAGAGGAAUGAGAAGAUUUGGUUUUGCAAGAAUAGACGAUAUUAUGACAAUUGUACGUAGUAGUUAUAAAAAACAAAAUGAUAAUUUAGAAGAAAUUGUUCGUAAUUUAAUGGAAAGAAUUAUUAAUGCUUGUAGUAAAUUAGAAUCAAAAGGAGGAAAUGUUAGAGAAUUAGAAAUGUAUGUUGAAGGAAUAAAAUUUCUUCCUUUUGAAUUAGUUACUAAGAAUGAAGAAAUGAAAACAAUUGGUAUUCUUGUAAAAUAUAUGAAACGACAUAAUAAUCAAUUACCAUUUGAAAUUAAAAAACCACAAUGGGCAAAUGGAUUUGAAUGGAAAAACGAAUAUGACCAACAAAUUGUAUUGGCAGUUCAGAAAAAUGGAGUUGGAGUUUGGAGUGAGUUAAAAAAAGAUGAAAAUAGUGGAAUUGAUAAAAUUCUUGCUGCUGGAGCUACCAUAACUCAUAUUCAAAGAAGAGCUGAAACUAUUAUUCGAGAAGGAAAAGAUUUGAUUAGAAGAAAGAAAGUACAUAAAGAAAAAAGAAAAGAAAUUAGAAAUAAGAAAAGAGCAGAAGAAGAGAAAAAAGAAGAAGAAUGGAAAAAAGGAAUGAACCAAAAAGUUAUUUUAGAAAAAAUGAAUGAUGUUAAAGAACAAAUUAAAAAGUUAAAAUAUAUCAAAACUCAUCCAAAUCUUGAAGAAAAAAUGAAACAAGAUAAAACAGAAAAAUAUAUUCGAGAAAUAGGUAAAUUUAUAGAACGGUCAGACGAAGACGAAAAUAUUAAAAAACAAAUGUGGUACUUUGUUUCAACGUACACAAACUUAACUCCACAUGAAGUUAUUGAAAUUGGCACUGAACAACAUUCCAGAAAACGAAACCAAAAUAAAGAUGAUUAUUUAGACAAACGAGGAUUGAAUUAA